AUGGCUUCAUCGUUUUCCCGUCUUGUGCGCUUCGUGCCCAAAUCGAAUCCUUCCAAGAUCUUCAUUGGAGAGCCCGUCGACGCCAACGUUGAUGUUGGUUUGGCUCUUUAUGAUGGCAAGGAUGUCCACGUAAAACGAUUCACCGGUUCUUCUAUUCUUGCUCCAGGCCAGGCCACGGAAGAUGUUGAGAGCAUCAAGACUGUGCUUUCGCCAUUGGCACGGGAAGAAGUUGGCACCAUUCGAUGCAUUGGCUUGAACUACGUCUCGCACGCCAAAGAAAUGAACCUCGCCAUUCCUGAUCUACCCACAGUCUUCCUCAAACCUUCCACGGCCCUGGGAAAUCCAUGGCCAGAGCCCUGUCUCCUCCCCAAGAUUACUCAAAAGGACAACACCGGCGAUUACGAGUCUGAAUUAGCCGUCAUUAUCGGCAAGACGGCAAAGAAUGUCUCCCAAGAGGAUGCUCUGGAUUACGUCCUUGGAUAUACCACUGCAAACGACGUUUCAAGUCGAACCUCACAGACUAACCAGAGUCAGUGGUGUUUCUCCAAGGGAUUUGAUGGAGCUUGCCCAUUGGGACCCGUCGUCGCAUCGACCUCUAUUAUCCCAGAUCCGGCGAAACUGAAGAUCAAGGGAUCCCUGAACGGCAACGUGGUCCAAAGCUGCGGUCUCACAGACAUGAUCUUCACCGUCCCACAGCUCAUCAGCUUCCUUUCCCAAGGCACAACCCUCCCCGCCGGCACAGUCAUCAUCACUGGAACCCCUCCAGGUGUCGGUGCAGCAAAGAAGCCUUCACCACAGUUCAUCAAGGAGGGCGACGAGUUCCGUGUUUCGUUGGAACCGCAUAUUGGAACAUUGAUUACCCAGUUCAAGAAUGAGUAA
Messenger RNA from Talaromyces marneffei, 879 nucleotides. RefSeq lists its product as uncharacterized. The record is from RefSeq and is a predicted model, not a curated record. Gene Ontology annotation, molecular function: acetylpyruvate hydrolase activity. Lineage: Eukaryota; Fungi; Ascomycota; Eurotiomycetes; Eurotiales; Trichocomaceae. The transcript is spliced from 5 exons. The coding region runs from base 1 to 879 and encodes 292 amino acids.